This is a messenger RNA of Exophiala viscosa, 1698 nucleotides long. RefSeq lists its product as uncharacterized. The record is from RefSeq and is a predicted model, not a curated record. Bases 66 to 1523 code for a protein of 485 amino acids. NCBI's taxonomy places the organism in Eukaryota, Fungi, Ascomycota, Eurotiomycetes, Chaetothyriales, Herpotrichiellaceae. The transcript is spliced from 3 exons.
CCAGCCUUCUGAUCCAUUUCUACUUGUCAUGUUCGACAACAACAUGAGAGCCAAUACUCGCGAGGAUGGGAGGACCAGACAAAGCCAAUAUGCCUCCUGGCUCUUCGACCAGGAUGAUGUUUAUUGUGUCGUCUAAUGUCGAAAAGGUCGAUCCAGUUGUCAGGAAGCAGAUCAGAAGCCAUGUGAUGCGCGGGAAAAGGCAGAAGAAAUACCAACCUGAAGAUGACAAACGAGCAACGAGCCUAGCGAAGACCGGCAACCGUGUUCCGAAAACGCCAGCCAAUCUCGAACAAGUGAUGAGGACGUACGCGCCAUUGGUGCCCCGGACCAUCCUAUUUGAUUUAUCCUUCGCCGCCGAUGAGAUCGACGCUUUGAUGGCUCUGAGGAUGGUAGAUGUCUCCAUGAUCGCUACAAGGGUUAUGUUUCCUCUCAUGAGGGCAAUUGGUUCCCAGGCGGACGGCCAAGAGUCCUGUCCUGUCUCAGGUCGGCCUAUCAUCUCACAUGGACCCGUUGACGCUGCUGCCCUACACAUAGCGGCAUUUGCCGUCUACGGGUUCAUUGACCGCAUUCUACGCCGUCAGGAUGAGUUCACCAACCCAGCAGCAAUGCUACACUUUCAGAAAGGCCUCAAACUUCUCCGAGAAAGGCUAUUGAGGACAGACGAUGAAAUGCAGCUUUCGGACUCUACGAUCGGCGCUGUUGCAAAAUUGGCUAGUCACGCUCAUUUCGAGGGAGAUUCUCAAGCCUCCAAGCAGCAUAUGGAAGGCCUUCGCAAGAUGGUCGACUUGCGAGGCGGUCUAGAUGUCUUCAAUGGGAAUAAACUUCUCGUGGAGAUGCUGAGAUGUGACCUGGGUAUCGCUUUACACAAUGGUUCAAAACCCGUGUUCUUCCGUCAGCCUUCAGAGCCAGUACCCGGGUACCCGGAGACGCUGCUGCGAGCUUGCAACGACGAAAAAUGCCCCCAAGACAAUGUCGAUUUGCUUCGCGACAUGGACCACGAUUUGGCGACGGCCUGGCGAAUCAUGCGAAGGUUUUGCCUUCUAGUCAAUCUAGGCACCCAGAUUCAACGAUUGAUCCAUCCAGAAAUUAUCGUUGAGACGAUGACUGCAGUGACAUAUCGCCUGCUUUACAUGAAUUUUAUCACUGGGUCCGUCGAUGAAGUAAUUCGGCUUGGACUGUUGGCUUUUUGUCAUCAUAUUUUCUUGCAGUGGCAGGAUAUCAGAUUACCCUAUUACCGCUUUCCUACGGGCUAUCGGAAUCGCAUUCUGGGCGUCAAACCUAGCCAGCGUCUUUCUCCUCAGGUAGUGCUUUGGUUGUUGAUGACUGGGGCUAUUUCGUUGUAUGAUACAUCAGAGGAAUCAUGGCUGAGAGAAUCCCUGCGGGACUAUGCCGACCGGUGUCAGGUGAAGUCAUGGAAGGACAUGCAGGAAACAUUGAAGUGUUGCAUGUGGGUUGUGCUGUUGGACGACCAGCCCGGGAGGCAGAUCUACAAUCUGUUAUACCACGAUAAGGACAAAAUUUAAAGUACGUGGUUUCUGAGACCGUGACUGUUUGUCUUUCGAAUUCGAAGUCCGAAGACUUAUUGGUGAUUUCGGUUCCUUUACGGCAUUUACCGGAACAUGCGGAGAAGUGAUUCAACCUCUUCGACCAUCACUCGAAACUACGAAGUAUCUGCCUAGGGGUCAUUGAAGACCGCGC